Rubroshorea leprosula is the source of this 819-nucleotide messenger RNA. NCBI's taxonomy places the organism in Eukaryota, Viridiplantae, Streptophyta, Magnoliopsida, Malvales, Dipterocarpaceae. The record is from the annotation of a GenBank genome assembly.
ACUCCAUCUACAGAAUCAAUCUCCACUUCAUCUGCAAAAUCAAUCUUAACCCAUUUCUUCUUCUUUUCUUAAUGCUCUCUCAUCUCCACUCCUCUACAAAAUCGAUCUUAACCCAUUUCUUCUUCUUCUCUUUUCUCAAGAGAACUUGAGAAAUUGAACCCAGCUACUGGGUUUCAUUGAAGCCUCAAACUUAGUAAAUCUUAUCAAAUCAAAUUAACCCUUCAAUAAACAAUAUUAAUGAAACUCUAAUCAAAUUCCAACAAAAAUACAAUCAAAUUGUAAAUCAACUCUCAAAUUUAUUAACAACUAGAAAUGAAAAUUGAAAGAAGAAUGAAAAAACAUGAAUCUAGCAUCGAAACAGCAAAGCUGGGUUCAUCGGAACCCAACUGGGUCUCGUCGAACCCAGCAAGGUUGUGUUCGACGAGACCCAGCAGGGUUCUAACGAACCCAGCCUUGCUGGGUUCGGGGAAAUCCAGCCUGUUGGGUCUCGUCGAAACCCAGCAAGGGAGUUGUCGAAACCCAAAAAGGGAGCCAAGUUGGAUUCGACGAGACCCAGCCUUGUUGGGUUCAACGGAACCCAACAGAUCUAGGUUUCGUCAAACCCAGCCUGGCUGGGUCUCCCCGAACCCAGCAAGGCUGGGUUCCGACGAGAUCCAGCAGGCUGGGUUCGUUGCAGCCAUUGGAAUCCAGCCUAGUGGAGACCCAGGGCAGGAAAGAAAGAAAGAGAAAGAAAGAAGGGGAAGAAGAGGGAUUGGGUGGGUGAGGGUAGUUAGGUAAUUUUAUUUGUUUUUAUUUAAACUAUAAAUAUUAAUCUACGUG